AUGUCAUUUCUCCUGCCUGCGUACUGUCUAGUGCUCGUAUUCUACAUCUUCAUCGUGUACCGGUAUGCUCCUGCACGCAGACUACGACGUCCAGAUGGACCAACGCCAGCUUGGUUUAUUGGGAACGUUUUGCAGUUCCCUUCUAAAAAUCCUGAACACAAAUUUUCAGAAUGGGCCCAUACCUACGGCGAUGUCAUCCACCUUACACUUUUCGGCCAGUCUAUGAUCAUCCUAAGCAGCUACGAAGCUGCUGGAGAAUUAUUAGAGAAACGCGGCGCUAUAUAUUCCGAUCGCCCGCGUUUUGUACUAUUCUCAGAAAUGAUGGGAUGGAAAAACGCGUCGACACAUCUUAGAUAUGGAGCCCGAUUCCGAAAACAUAAGCGUUUCAUGCAUCAAACGUUCAACCAACAGGCCGUUGCGCACCUUUAUCCUAUACAGGCCAAGGAGACACUAACCUUGAUGGAAGGGCUGACUGCAACUCCUGAGUUAUUUUUUGGCCAUAUUAGACAAUAUGCCGGAGCUACGAUCCUCAAAGUGGCUUACGGAGCGGAUGUUAAGUCAAGCGAUGACCUGUAUAUCAAACUAGCUGAAAAGGCUACCAGAAUGACUGUACAAUCUGGUACUCCGGCGGCUGCGCUCGUCGAUUACUUCCCGAUAAUGAGACACAUUCCCACAUGGGUGCCGUUUUCCCGUUUCAAACGUGAUGCGCUGCAGGUGAAAGCUGCCGUUGACCAAAUGAUGUCAAUUCCCUAUGAACGGGUAAAGGAAGAGAUGAGCCUGGGAACAGCAGUAUCGUCGUUAACCUCUCGACUGAUAGAGACUCAUCUCACGGCAGGAAGUUUCUCCCAUGAGGACGAGGAAGACAUCAAAGGUGUAGCAGGGACAUUGUACGCUGCUGCGGAAGAUACCUCUGUUUGUGUGAUCACCUCAUUUAUUCUAGCCAUGGCCCUGCAUCCGGACGUAUUUGCCAAGGCACAGAGUGAAAUGGAUGAUGUGGUAGGCAGAGUACGAUUGCCGGGUCUGAAUGACAGAGAAGCGUUGCCGUAUCUCGAUGCUGUCAUCAAAGAGGUGUACAGAUGGAACCCUCCGGUGCCUUUGGGGCUACCCCAUCGAGUCAUGGUCGAUGAUAUUUACAAGGACCGGUUCAUUCCCAAGGGUAGCACCGUCCUGGCAAAUAUCUAUGCGAUCCUGAAGAAUUGCCCUGAUCCGGAUGUCUUCCUUCCUGAGCGGUUUGAGGAUCGAGAGGUCCUGAACCCCCGAGACGUAAUAUUUGGAUUUGGGAGAAGGUCAGCGGUGGUAUUUCAGAUGCCUCUGUUCUUGAGGCUGAGCGCUGGUUUCAGGAAGUGCCCUGGAAGAUAUUUUGCUGAUGCAGGAGUAUGGUUGGCGCUUUCCAUGAUUAUCUCAAGGUUUGAUAUAUCAAAGGCCAAGGAUUCUGAAGGGAAUGUGAUUACACCCGUUGCCGAAUUCGAGUCGGCUUUUGUCCGACAUCCAAAGAAAUUCGAGUGUUGUAUCCGACCCCGAAAAUAA
Molecule: messenger RNA, 1527 nt
Organism: Guyanagaster necrorhizus
Lineage: Eukaryota; Fungi; Basidiomycota; Agaricomycetes; Agaricales; Physalacriaceae
Product: cytochrome P450
Exons: 12
Coding region: 1-1527 (508 amino acids)
Molecular function (GO): iron ion binding; heme binding; oxidoreductase activity, acting on paired donors, with incorporation or reduction of molecular oxygen
Source: RefSeq, a predicted model, not a curated record